Messenger RNA from Staurois parvus, 403 nucleotides. Lineage: Eukaryota; Metazoa; Chordata; Amphibia; Anura; Ranidae. The record is from the annotation of a GenBank genome assembly.
AUGUCCCACUGGGGAAAUUUCCCUUCACUUCUUAUCUGAAAGCUAAAACAGGAAGUGAGAGGAAAUCCUUGCAAAGUGAGGGAAUCUCAGGGUGUCACCAGGGUACCCAGUAAUAGUGUUCUCCUUGGCAGAUAUCCCCUAUAUUCCUGUUCUGAUAUCAACCCAAAAUUCAGGAUUUUUCUUUUACUUCCACUGAGGAGCGGACUGACAACUCAUGGGUCCCCCGGGCAAUAGGGGCUCAUGGGGCCCCUGUGUCCUUGCCCAAACUCAAAAAAGCCUAUGGAAAAGGUACCAGGGGCAUCUCAUGGGGCCCCCUACUGACCCCGGGCCCUUGGGCAGUGCCCGAGUUUCCAAAUGGUCAGUCCGACCCUGCAUUCACUAUAUCUGGCCUCUCACAGUACAC